GCCAAGCGUGGAGGACAGUGUCACUGGUGGGCCAGGCUGAUGACGGAGGGAGGCUGGGCUGCCUGCUGAGUGCUGGGGCCCAGUGCUGUCAGGCAGGGCAGGACCUGGCUGGUUUUUGAGACUUCAAAUUCUUUCUCCUCUUUCCUUAUGAGCCUUGCUAUCAGAGGUCUGAGCUCCUGUGGCCCACCUCUGUGUGUCCCUGUGUGACCGAGUCUCUUUGUGUUUCUGUCUCUCUGGCUCUCUGACUUUUUCCAUCUGCUUUUCCUGAUCUGUGAUCUUUCUCCUUUCCCCAUUGAAGUUUCAUCUUGUGCUCAUAUAAAGUUUUUACGCUGCAUGCGUUACGUGGAGAGUGAUGGUCACCAGUGGGAGACCCAGGAAAGAGAUCUGUGUGUGAAGGGGACAGGGGACAGACUGUCCCUCUGUGUGCCUGGCCCUGCUUGCUGAUUCUCUACCCUGCCCUGUCCCCUGCCUGCUGCCCAGGGAUGGCAGACUGGGGCCAGACUGGUGUCAGGAAAGGAGCCAGGGUGAGCAGGGGGCAUAUGAAACUCUCAAUUUUGGGCAUCCAUCUGGAAGUCAGCUCCUAACCAAGCUACUCAUAACAGCCCAGGCCAACCACGUACAAAAUAGAAGAUUUUGUCCCAUCCCUGGAGUGGUUUUCAAGCUAGCUGGUGCAACAGAUUUAAUGUAAAGAAACAGUGGAGCUUAGCAGGAGCUUGGGAGAACUGACAAGACUAAGGUCAUAUUGUAUGUGGGGGUGUCUGUGAUGUUUAGGUGAGUGGACAGAAAGACAGAAGUCAUUGACUUUCCAAGGGACUUGUGAUUAGAGCAAGUCUUUGCACUUUUGCUUCAUAACUCCCCGACUUUAUCCAUUGACUAAGUGAGGCCACCAGAAAAAUCCCAAACUCCGUGAUGAUUAUCCCUUCCCCACCGGACCCAUGCAGAGCAAGAUACCCUCUGUAGAGUGUCAACCCAACACGUCACCCCAGGCAGCAUUGUCCGUAGUCAGCAGACAGGGCCCUCAGUCAUCAUUCAAACUCUGAUAGGUGGGGAAUUGGGAGGCGAACUUCCCUUGGAGCUAAGCUGGGAAAGAUCUGGCCCCUCCCCAUGAAGUCACCUGCUUCCUUUGAGAAGCAGGAGUCGUGGCACUUCCUGCUUCUGCCUUUGCCUGGAAGCUUGUACCUAGAACCAGGCUUGGAUCUCAUCGUCCACCCACCACAGCCCAAGCCCCUUCCGCCCUUGACCUUGUGGCUUGUGGCAUCAUUCUCUUAGCUCCCUGGGAUUCAAGUUUGCAGGGUGACACAGGCUCCAAGUGCAAGUGGCAUGGCUCUGGCCCUGGCCCUGCCACAUUCUGCCUCCCUUGGCUUUUAGAUCCAUUAUCAAGUCUUCAGUGUCUCUGGUUCCUCAUUCAUCACAUGGAGAUGAUAGUAGCACCUGGUUCCUGGAGCUGUUGCUGCAGCGCAUUCAUGCCACAGCCAGUGUCACCUCCAAGUCAGUGGCCAGUUACUGGGCGCCUUCCCCUAUAGCUCUGCCCCAUAGGCCCCUUCCCCUAUAGGCUUGCCGCUUUGUUGUUGGUCUUUGAGGGCCAGUCUGCAGGACUGUGGCCCCAGUGUGAGCCCCGUCUCUUGAUGGAAGCUUUCAAGCUCUGGCCAGAAGUGUGAGGCACCCCUGCGGUAUGACCUAUCACCACCAUUCAUUUGGCAACUUGUGUUGAUGCCUCCUUCGUGCCAGAUGCUGUGUCAAGUGCUAGGGGCAGAACACUCUUCAUGGGGCACAGACAGCACAGAGCGGGGACUGGCGAGAAGGUAUGGGCCAGAGGAUUCAUAGUUGAGAAGCUCUUAGGACAGAGGGUGCUUGGCACCCAACAGUGCACCAUUAACAUCAUUAAAUAAAUGGUGUGGUCAUCUUUGGCAGCUGAGAACAGCCCCCAUGGAGCACACAGCUAAGCCAGGCAUAGGGGGCUGAGGAGGACGUAACAUGGGAAGCAAGAGGAGAAGAUGGGACCAGGUAGAGGAAUGGCCCAGAGGCAGCAGAUCCCUGGCCCAGAUGUUGGAGGAGCUUCAGUGUUAGCAACGGGCAAGUCUGCUGGGGCAGAAAUUGACAUCAAGUAUGCCCUCAUUGGGACGGCUGUGGGCAUCGCCAUAUUGGCUGUCUUCCUGGUCCUGAAGAUCUGCAUGAUCAAGAAGCAUUUGUUUGAUAUCGACUCCUCAGACUUGAGAAGCACAAACCCAGGCUUCAAUGACACCGCCACACUAAAGAAGAGAGUCCCAAGGAAUGAUUUAAUGAACACCUGAUUCUCCUGUUUUGCAGGUCAAACCUCAAUUUCUCUGAAAGAGAUGAACGAGUGAUUGAGCUCUAAAUGAGUGGCCUCUUCAGGAAAGGUUGGGCAGUCUGGACAGUUUCAAUCUCAGGGAUGUCAUGAACUUGAGCUUCCAAAGCUGGUGAUGGACCUUCAUGUGGACCUCAAUGCCCAGGCCAAGUAACAGAUGGAAUAGAGUCUACAGUAUUUCUGUCCUAAAGGAAAAUAUCAAUUCUCUUCCAUGAGAAGUGGACUCAACAGAGGGAGGCAUGAGCACUUUACCCAGCAGUAAGGAAGGAUGGAAGCCAAUAAUCCACACUGUCUAUCCUGGUCCUCCUUGGUGGAGUUGUUCAUGAUUCUGUGAUAGCAUUGUGUCCAUAUCAAUGGAACCUACGCAGAGCAAAUGGCUCAUGGAAAUGGGACCAAAGUCAAGACAUAGCCUGCUUAACACCACCACUUAUCAACAGGUAAGCAUCAUUUUUCUAGAACUGAUGGCCUCACCUUUUCAGUUGCCAUAAGAAUCCCCCAUGUGAAUAUUCAGGAUCCUUGAGACAUGAAGACUAUGGGGUAGUCUCUGGUCUGAGGAAUGAAAGACUGACCUUCCACAGGAAAGAAUGGAGGACUGGGCCAGAGUGAGAGGAAGGGGUCUGAAUGGCCACGGAAUGGCCUACAGCUUUGCAGCUCCGCACAAGAUGAAGCCAACAAAGGAUUAAAUGAAAAAGCCAAUGGUGUGCCUUGUAGGGACCCACACAGAUGUAAGGGAUUAUUGUUACAUUUAGAACAUUAUUUUGUGGUUGUUAGUACAAAUGUGAAUGGCUUUUGCCUAGAGGACAUGACCAACAGAGGCUUAGGAAAUGCCCAUCUUUUUAUUAUUGCCAUCAACUAAAGGCUGUGUGGCACCCUCAUUAACAUUUCUCUCCCCCAUACUCUUAACCCUGUAUUUCUGGGGCUGCAUUCUUGAAUACUCUUUGCCUUUCCAGUUCAGCAGAAAUCCAGGUGGUUGCAUGGGCUGGUUCUCCUCGGAUUGGGUUCUUCUCCUUGUGUGUGAUGAAAGAUGAGCAAUAUUUCAAAACACAGUGCUGUGUUAUAAUAAUUUGCCUGGAUUCCCCGGGCAUCUUUUAUCUGACUUGAUAACAACGUAGUUCAUUUGCAGCCUUUGUUAGCUGAUAACCUAAAGUGGUAACCCGAUACUCAUAAGCAAUUUUCUGUGUGUAAGAUAGAAUAAACCAUCUUGUAAGAUA
Messenger RNA from Lutra lutra (Eurasian river otter), 3537 nucleotides. It is a transcript of the gene TMEM273, whose product is annotated as transmembrane protein 273. The coding region runs from base 1995 to 2291 and encodes 98 amino acids. The record is from RefSeq and is a predicted model, not a curated record. The transcript is spliced from 6 exons. NCBI's taxonomy places the organism in Eukaryota, Metazoa, Chordata, Mammalia, Carnivora, Mustelidae.